This is a messenger RNA of Symbiodinium sp. CCMP2456, 399 nucleotides long. Lineage: Eukaryota; Dinophyceae; Suessiales; Symbiodiniaceae. The record is from the annotation of a GenBank genome assembly.
AUGGUGCUGGGCAUAUUUGCGGACAUAGUGCUGGUGAUUCAUGGCACGCCUCAAGCAAGUUCUCCGGUUUAUCGUUUGCUGGCUUUAUGGCUGAAUCUCUUCGCGAACCAUCCCCAACUCACCGCGUGCUUCUUGUGCAUGCAGUUUCUGUCGCUGUCAUCCUACCACGAGAGAGUCGGGUUGGUGGUGGAUGCCCAGCGAGCACGGCUGGACAACUCCGAGGAUGACGCCUUGUUCCGCAUCAUCGCGUUGAGGCACGAGGAGCUUCAGUUUCCUGUGAUGGGCCAAGUGGUGACCAGGACAUGGCUGCGGAAGCUGAUCGUCUCCACGUUCUUCUCCAGCAUGCUCAAGUUCGUCAUCGGCUGGGUGUGGAAAUUGUUGAAAUCACCUCGACUCUGA